Messenger RNA from Pichia kudriavzevii, 2184 nucleotides. RefSeq lists its product as uncharacterized. Gene Ontology annotation, cellular component: fungal-type vacuole; membrane. The coding region runs from base 1 to 2184 and encodes 727 amino acids. The record is from RefSeq and is a predicted model, not a curated record. Lineage: Eukaryota; Fungi; Ascomycota; Pichiomycetes; Pichiales; Pichiaceae. Gene Ontology annotation, molecular function: exopolyphosphatase activity; endopolyphosphatase activity. Gene Ontology annotation, biological process: polyphosphate catabolic process. The transcript has a single exon.
AUGCAGGAGAAGUAUAACGCCGGAGGGCCCACUGCGUCAUUGUUCAGGCGUCAUAAAUAUCUCACAGUUUUCUCAUUGGUAUCGUAUUAUACCCUCUUAUUUGUUUUUGUCUUUGCAUACAUCUGCAAAGAUGCAGAAUCGCAGUAUCAUAUGAAGUCCAUCGUUGAUACGGAAGAAGUUUCCAAACAUUUGGAGAAGCUGCAUUUAACACCUCACCAUUCUGUCAAAGUUAUGUCGGUCGAUAGUAAUGGGCAGGCCAAACAAACCAUACUUCAUGGGAGAUUUUUACAUAUUACCGAUAUGCACCCAGAUGAGCUGAAUGUUAUUGGUGGAGCUAUUCGUAAGAAAUGCCAUUCCAAAAUCAAAGGGCUUGUUGACAAUGAAGAUAUUUCUCAUCGAUAUGGUGAUUCUCUGAGUGGAUGUGAUUCUCCAAUGGACCUCUACGAGUCCACGUUACAAUGGGUCAGAGAAAAUUUGAAAGACCACAUUGAUUUUGUCAUUUGGACCGGAGACAACAUCCGACACGAUAACGAUCGGUCACACCCACGUACCGAAUAUGAUAUUUUUGAAAUGAACGAAAGAGUUGCCCAAGAUAUGUCCAAAACUUUCAUGGAUGACAAUGAAGCGGAUGAAGACCCGUAUCGCCGAAGAGUUAAACUAGUUCCAAGUUUAGGUAAUAAUGAUGUUUAUCCUCAUAACUUGUUUGCACCGGGCCCAACCUUGCAAACUCGUGAACUCUUUAAAAUUUGGAAAGACUUUAUUCCUCCUGAACAAAUGCACACCUUUGAUAGAGGCGCUUAUUUUUUUAGAGAAGUUAUUCCUAAUAAGCUAGUUGUUAUUAGUAUAAAUACACUCUACUGGUUUCAAUCCAAUCCUUUGAAUGAUAAUUGUGACUCAAGGAAACAACCUGGUUAUAAACUAUUCUUGUGGUUAGGUGCCUCAUUAAAGGAAUGUCGGCGUAGAGGAGUAAAAGUUUGGUUGAGCGGUCAUGUUCCUCCUAUCCCUAAAAAUAUACACCAUAGUUGUUAUGCUAAAAUAAGUGUAUGGUUACAUGAAUAUAGGGACUUAAUUAUUGGCGGUGUUUGGGGACACAUGAAUAUAGAUCAUUGGGUUCCUCUGGAUUCAGUCAAAGCAUGGAGGAGUAUAGAAAAGAGGCUUCUUCGAAUCGGAGCAAUUAAUGAGGAAAAUACAAUUCCGUAUAUUGAUUAUGAUGCAAUCGAUGAACUUUUCAGCUCAGAAGAGGAAAAGGGUUUAUACGAUGAUAAAACUACGGAAGAUUUUGGAACUGUCGAAGAUCUAUAUAGAGCCUUUGGUUUCAAUAUAGAGGACGAAUCUGGAAAUCCGCUACACACAUUUUCAGAUAGAUACAUGGGAGCACCUAAUGCUAAGGGUGCCUAUUUAGAGUCGAUAAGAGACAAUAUGUUUGCCAAAUUAAAGGGGAAAAGAAAGGGAGGUAAGCACUCUGAAAGGUAUGCGAUAGCUCACAUUUCUGCUAGUGUUAUUCCAACAUAUAACCCCGGCAUGCGUGUUUGGGAAUACAAUAUAACUGAAUUCCGAGAAUCUCAAAAGAAUCAUCAUGGCACAUUCUCCUUGACAGGGCUUUAUCAGAAAGCAAAGGAUAUUGUGAAAGCUAGUAGAUCUUCAAAGUCUCUUGUUUUGAGAGAGACAAGCUGGGAAUCAUUCUUUGAUGAUCUUGAGCAGAAAUUCAAUCAAGAAAGCAAACUGGAAGAAUUAGCUUCAUUGAUGGAAAAUGAUGAAACAGCAUUUAAUGCACAGGCUUAUGCAGAUAUCAUGUCACCAGCAAAAGAUAAAACCAUACCUCCAGUAAUGCCUAGAGAUUUACCAUUGGGUCCGGCUUAUGUUCCUCAGACUUUUUCCCCAGAAAACUAUGUUCAAUAUUACAUUGACUUAAACGAGCACAAUUACGAGAAAAAAGAUGUUGAUGUUUGGGAAUUUGAAUACAAAGUUCACUAUUCUACCAAGGAGGAUAAUCGGAAAGAUACUUUGCUUGUUUCUGACUGGGUUAAGUAUGGUAAAGUACUUGCCCAAUCUGGGCCUGUUGAUAACCAAAACAACGGUGAACGAAGCAUGGCAAAAGCUCAAGAUGCUAAAAAAUUAUGGAAGGCAUACCUUGAGCGGGCAUUUAUUGGUUCCGGAUAUGAGCUAAUUGAUAGGGCAUACUAA